AUGGUACGUUUUUUUGCCGCUGGAUCAGGUCCCCCACUGUAGAUUGUUAUGAAAUUAUCUCGCUUCAGACGGCAAACUCUCACACCUUCCUCAUGGCAGAUCAUGGAAUACAACUCUUCGACGACGAAACGAUGUUUACCGACAAGUUUGAAGCCUUCAAUCCACUACUCGUCUACAUACCUCCUGAUGAACUUCGGCGAAACCCGACAGCAAAAACGCAACUGGAAGAUAACACAAAACAAAUAGUGACCCAUUACGACACCUACACAACUUUUAUCGAUAUUCUAAAGGCAAGUUGCCUUAGAAAAUAUAACAAAAAUCGAAAAUUACCAUUUAUCAUUGGUUUAGUAAGUGGAAUGCUUUCAGCAUGGAACAAUGAUGACCGAGGACUACAACUUCACAGCAGAGAUUCCUACUGCUCUUCGAAAAUUCGAUGGGUCAAGUCUUCUAAGACCCCUAAAACAACCACGAUCCUGCAAAGACCUAAGCAUCGACUUCGAAGGAUGUAUGUACAAGUAUCUCCAACCAGUUCGAGGCCGAAAUGUUGAGAAACUGGGUUGGCGAUUAGCGGAAGCAUCCGUUGAAAAAAUGAAUCUAGUUAAAAACCAAACAUGGGCGAAAAGUUACUGCGUGGAUCUUAUUGUCUGGAAAGAAUUCAUCCCUUAUGUGGAAGAAUAUCGGCCACAGUUCUAUCAAGACCCGAUUUAUCAAGUAACCUUCAAAACCUAUCCCGGCGGAGGACUUUACAUGCCGUUCCUGCAGGUAGAUGUCACGGAUAAUAUAAACUUUUACCGAAAAUUCCGUUUAGGUGUCAGCAAACCAAACAAUAACAGUCCUAUCUACAUGGCUGACCAGGAAAAAUGCUUCCCGAGCACAAACUCAAUGUCUGUUUGA
Messenger RNA from Bursaphelenchus xylophilus (pine wood nematode), 894 nucleotides. Lineage: Eukaryota; Metazoa; Nematoda; Chromadorea; Rhabditida; Aphelenchoididae. The record is from the annotation of a GenBank genome assembly.